AUGGCUGAAGGUUCGCUCCCGGCAGGCGAAACUGGAGCCGCGCCCAACCAGCGCAAGCGCAAGGCUCCGGCCCCCGCCGCAGCCGCUGAGGACGAGGCGGAGGAGCUGGAGAGUGAGGUAGCCGAUCUGGACCGCCGUACCCUCGAGCAUCUCCGCGGCACCGUCACGCGCCUCCCCGACGCUGCCGUCUCCCGCCUGGUCGCGCUCCGCCCGCCCACUCGCCCGGGAUUAUUAAUCGUGGAGACGCAAGGCCACCCAGUUUUGCGUGGUUACAUUUCGGGGUCAGGGUGA
Miscanthus lutarioriparius is the source of this 291-nucleotide messenger RNA. The record is from the annotation of a GenBank genome assembly. NCBI's taxonomy places the organism in Eukaryota, Viridiplantae, Streptophyta, Magnoliopsida, Poales, Poaceae.